AGCCACUGAGAGAGAGAUUAGGACGACAGCAGCAGUGGAAGUUGAAUUGUGCUGCAUAUAAAAUGGGCGGGCUGGUGUUCCUCUGAGGUCGGUUCGGUCUCACAUGAAAACGCGCUGCGCUCUGGACGCAGCGUCUCGUUCUGCCCGCGCGCCUCAUCGAUGACCGACGAGCCGAACGUGUUUUUAUUUUAUGUGUUUUAGACAGUGACAUCGGCGCGCGCAUGCACAAACACACACACACACACACACACACACACACAUGCACGCACACACACACACACGCAUUCGUUAGUUUGGUGGAACAUCUUUUUUUUCCGCCGCUGACAGACUGAGAGUUGAACUCACUACAGCACCGCCAAUGAACAGAGAGAGACCUGCGCACCGCGUCAGCAGCCGCUUCUCCAGCCUCGAGCUAGAAUUCGUCAGAUCUGAGAUCACACAGGAUUUUCUCUCUCUCUCUCUCUCUCGCUCUCUCUCUCUCUCGCUCUCUCUCUCUCAUUCAGUCCGGCUAGAAACGAUAUUCUCAAAAGUUUGAGGACAUAGCCAGCGGACACCGAAUAUACCGACUCCUCCGCCUGCUGUAAGUGAUUUUCUCCAUUUUCGUCCUCGGGGAGAGAGGGGAGUAACACUCGGAUCUUUUUUCUUUCAUGCUCCUAUUGAGGGAUGGUUUGUGUUGCUGGACACCGCUAGGAUCGAAGCAGUGAAAGGUCCUCAUAUUGCAACUAUGCGUGGACGGAGCAGGACGGUCUUUGUGUGCCUGUGGACUUAUGCUCUCGUUACCAUCACCGUGUUGGGUGGAAAAAGCUCCGGGCAGAAUGGCUUGACAGAUGAUAAGCAAGAUAACACAACAGUGUUCACCAAGAUCUUAGACAGCCUUCUGGACGGCUAUGACAAUCGCCUCCGGCCAGGACUGGGAGAGCGUGUAACCGAAGUCAAGACUGACAUUUUCGUGACCAGUAUCGGGCCAGUUUCGGACCACGACAUGGAGUACACCAUCGAUGUCUUCUUCAGACAAAGCUGGAAGGAUGAACGGUUAAAGUUCAAAGGCCCCAUGGCCGUGCUGCGUCUCAACAACCUGAUGGCCAGCAAGAUCUGGACCCCCGACACCUUCUUCCACAACGGCAAGAAGUCGGUGGCCCACAACAUGACCAUGCCCAACAAGCUGCUGCGAAUUACAGAGGAGGGCACGCUGCUGUACACCAUGAGGCUGACAGUAAGAGCAGAAUGUCCCAUGCACCUGGAAGACUUCCCGAUGGAUGCUCAUGCCUGUCCACUGAAGUUUGGCAGCUAUGCCUACACUCGAGCAGAGGUGGUGUACGUGUGGACCAGAGGGGCUGCCCAGUCCGUGGUGGUGGCAGAGGACGGAUCCAGAUUAAACCAGUACGAUUUGAUGGGACAGAGUGUGGAUUCUGGUGUGGUCCAGUCCAGUACAGGAGAGUACGUCGUGAUGACAACCCACUUCCACCUGAAGAGGAAAAUUGGUUACUUUGUGAUCCAGACGUAUCUGCCCUGCAUCAUGACAGUCAUCCUGUCCCAAGUGUCUUUCUGGCUCAACAGAGAAUCCGUCCCUGCCAGGACUGUCUUUGGAGUGACCACUGUCCUGACCAUGACCACACUCAGUAUCAGCGCCAGGAACUCUCUCCCUAAAGUGGCCUACGCCACAGCUAUGGACUGGUUCAUUGCCGUCUGCUACGCCUUCGUCUUCUCGGCUCUCAUUGAGUUUGCCACCGUCAACUACUUCACCAAGAGGGGCUACGCCUGGGACGGGAAAAGUGUGGUGCCAGAGAAGCAAAAGAAGAAGAAGGAGUCCCUCCUCAAGAAGAACAACACCACAGCCUACCCAGCUGCCACUGCUACAGCCUUCGCUCCAAAUAUUGCCAGGGACCCUGGAUUGGCCACGAUUGCAAAAAGCGCCCCACCACCCCCAACUGAGCCCAAGGAGGAGCCAAAGCCCAAACCUCCAGAGGCCAAGAAGACCUUUAACAGUGUGAGCAAGAUAGACAGGAUUGCCAGAAUAGCCUUCCCUCUGCUCUUUGGAACCUUUAACUUGGUCUACUGGGCGACCUACUUGAAUAAGAAGCCCAAAUUGCAGGGGAUGAAUCCACACUAAUCCAUGUUUCAAUCCUUUUAAAUUAUAACUGUAAUAUUUAUUUUGGGUUAUUUUGGUUCUCAUUUUCUUUCUUAUUCCUCCUAAAACAGGUGUUUAUUUUCAGACAAACAUGGUGUCCAUGCGGGUUUGAAUUCCCAGUCGUUGCAUUGCUUCUAUGUUUACCUAAAGUUUGAAGAUUUUGAAAAAACAAAAUAGAGAAAAAAAGACAGAUAUUGAAACAGACUCUUGAAAGGCUGUUGUUCAGGUCUCGGAUGAUGCUACUAAGAAAACGCUACUAUAAAUAUAUAGCCAAGAGAAUGCUAUUCUACAACUGCACAUGGCCCAAACUUGUUGAGGGGCUUUUGUUUCUAUGUUUGUUUUCUUAUUUUUUAAUGUAUUUUUUCUAUUUGAUUUAAACAUGGGAUCACUGUAAAAGGCACUUGUGUAUAUGCAUGGGCAGGACAUCUUAUUAUUUCUGUUUCUUUCUUCAGAGUACACAUCAGCACCGACUGAUAGCUUAGUUUAUUUGAUAUCAGCAGCAAAAUGCUACGCUCAGUCUCUGUCAAAAUAUCUUCAAUUCUCUGUAGAUGUUUUUUUGAGAUUAAUUAUGUCAUUCUUUAAAAUAUGUUAGGGUUUCUGCAAUAGCAAUAAAACAUGUCUCAGUGGACACACCAUUUAUUUAGGGAAAAAAAAGAUAAAAAUUCAGUCAUCUCUGUGCUCAGCAUCGAAAAUAUUUAAUUUCCUUUUACAGCGUUGUAAAUAUUAUCAAGUGUUAGAGAUGUCAAUAUUAUGUUUAAGCUUUGCAAAGUGUAACUAAAGGGUAUGUUUAUUGAAUACAUGGAAAAGUAAACUUUUUAAAUUUAAUUUAUUUUUGUUUCUGUUUAUGAUACUUUCUACAAAAAGAGUAUAUAUUGGUCGAUUUCACGCUUAAGUGACUGUUUCUCUCCGAGUUAGUGUUCCAUUCAAAGCUGCUUUCACACUGAAGUAAAAUAUUAUUCAACUGUGUGUGUGUGUGUGUACACACUGACGGCAACAACAGCAACAACAUCAACGGUGUAAACUGAGAUUGGUUAGUUAUGAGCAAGAAUGUAAAAAAAAAAAAAAAAGAAAAAUCAUCUCGAAUCCUGGAGUGCAUUUUACAUUUAGAAUUAAAACACUCGUUCUUUACAUUAAUUUUUGUUGGUUUUAUUUUCGUGGGGCCUCGGGGGCCAGCGGGCGUCUCUGGCAGAGCACAGCUAGCAUCGCUGACAGAGGGGCAGGGCACACUGGGAAGGAGGAGAAGUACCUUUUCCUUUUUCAGAGUCGAAGCUGUGAUGGCGACUGCUUUGUUGAUUGAUGGCGCGUCUGUACUUUCCAUCCCACUGUGUCCCCCCUCCCCCCCGACCCUGUUUGCCAUAGUCCCCAUCUCCUUUCAGUUGAAAAUUGAGACGUAACACUCAGAAAGUACCAGCUACACUGCCUUCAGUAUCACACGCCCGUUUGGACUCAUUUGUUGCUGCUUGUCGGUGAGCAACAGCGAGAGACAGGGACAGAGACAGACAGAGACACAGGAGAGAGGGAGGAGACGUUGAGUUGAAGUGGCACUGUAAUCUUGCUUUAGCCGGUGCUGUGUUUUCGCACAGAGGACUUGUCUUGUAGUUCUACGAUAGUGACGAAGAUGAAUAUAUUUUUGUAGCAUGAUGUCAAUCCCUCUUCCGAGAAAAACCAACAGAAACUAACGCAAAUGUGAAAAGAAUGCUUUCUUUGUCUUCAACAUUGCUUGCUUUUUUUCCUUUUAAUUUUAGAAACAAAAACUCUUUAAGGAAAUGCUUCUUCUCUGAUGUGGCACGUUUAGGUUUCCGAACAGUCCACUUUUAAAUUAUGUUAAUGUAGCAAUAUUAAUUAGCAAGGGCUUUUCUUAGGACCUGAACCUGACACUCAGUCUGGGGGUGAUAUCCAUUGUAGCUUUACAUCGACCCCUCUUCUACCUGUAGUUUCAUCUGUACGCUGCACAUGGACAUCUAGGAUCCAUUUCGAUUGGGUCCAGAGUGAUGUGUGUCCAUCUUGGGUUCUGAAGCCUCCGGCUCCCACUAAUCUUGUUUCACAAAGACUCCGAAUUUCUUGUCGGGGAGUGGGUGUUCUUUGUGUUGCAUUAUGGGUUCUGGCUGGGCUGUUCUGAACUUGUUUUACAGGACACUGAACAGGCCACAAGCCAUGUAAGAACCCUGCAGAGUUCUCGUGGGUUUGUGCGCUGGGGUGAAGAGAUCAUGCUAUUGCCAGAGGGAAACCAAAAGGAGAUUGGUGGUUGUUGCUAUUGUUAUUAUUUGCAUUGUCAUUAUGACCAAUACUGAACCUAUCCCCUAAUGGCAGACGACGUCUUUGCGAGCAUAUGCAAGCGGUCUACUGUUAACAGCCACUUAACUUACAAGCAGAGGGUGGAGGAACUGCAGAGUUCAGGGUGAAGAGUUGUAUAAAGAUACCGAAUUCUAAACUAUUGUAUGUAUGUUUAUUAUCAUGAAGAAAAAAUAUAUAUACAUAUGUAAAAUACAUAAUGCAUACAGUAUUUGAUUCUAUUAAUGAAGAUAUUAGCUAAGAUGAUGAUGAAUAUUGUUUGUAUUAUCAACCUAUUGUUAUGCAUUUUGCACAUUUAGAAGAACAAUAACAUUACAUUUAUGUAGUCAGCUUCGUGCUAUGCAAGGACAGCUUUGAACCACAUCAUUGACCUCCUCUCCCCGACCAUUGUGUUUCAGAUUUACAAGCUAUUAUUAAAAAAAGGAAAAAAAAAAAAAAGCUUAGCUUUUGUAUCAGCUGCGAAGCCAUUAGCUUUUUUUUCUUUCAGCCAUGGCUACACAGGGUGACAUCAGAGAGAACAGCGGAUUAUCACUUCUGUUUGCGCUUUGGAUUUGUCGUUGGUUGAAGGGAAAAUGGCUUUCAUUGUUGAUUGCACUUUUUCUCCAGAGAAAUGCAAUAAAGUGAUUGAAGUGAAAAAAAACCAGGAGCAAAAUUGUAACAAGAUCACCUCGUUAAUAAUAUUUCUGUUCAUAUCUCGGGCUUGUUCGUCAUUACAAAAAUGGAGGCAGAUGAAAAAUGUUAUUUUGCUAAACGGAUCAUUUUGUUUAUCUUUUGCGUUCCGAAGCUCGAUGAUAUUACAGCGAGCGGCAGAGAGUUUGGACUUUGAGCAAAAGAAUUUUGUACACUUCUCUGACGGGAACAUCUUUGCUAAGCUCCCAUCUCGUCCUCCAAACAGGAUCAGACACACACUAUUGACCUUGUACAGAUAUUUUGAUCCGGGUCUGGUUUUGCUACAUUUAAUGCUCCGGAGAGAGAAUGUGAAACACGAGGCACAGUGCAAUCAUGAGCUUCCAACUUUUACCUUCACACUCAUAUGCAGAGCAGACAUGUAAAUAUCACAUUUGUAGGCACGUCAGUCAUUUCUUUCAUUGCGUUUAAUGCAAGGUCCAUCGCAGUUCUCAGCAGCACUUGCUUUUCAACAUCGAGUCUUUGGUUAUUCCUAGAUACCUACUGGAGUUUUUCUUGUAUUUUUAUCAAGCAAAAUAUGUUCUGAUUUUCACUGAAAUGUAAAAAAAAAAAAACUAAUUUUCUAAAGCACAAAAGUUGAUUAGGAUGUGGGAAAUUAGAGCGAGACUGUCAACAUAUGGACAACAGCAGACACACAAACUGCACACAAACAGACACACUCACACACAGUACACAGGAAUGUGUUGGUUGUUCUAUGAUACGGACAGGGUUCUGAUGGAUGUAGAUGAUAUGGUGAACCUUCUGUAAAUGUUUUCUUUUGUUUCUUUUGGUUAUGAUAUGGCCCUGUAGAAUCUGAUUCUCUGCAUUAGUCUUUAAAUAAAAAGAAAACAAAUGAAA
This is a messenger RNA of Acanthopagrus latus (yellowfin seabream), 5944 nucleotides long. RefSeq names its product gamma-aminobutyric acid type A receptor subunit alpha1 (gene gabra1). The record is from RefSeq and is a predicted model, not a curated record. Gene Ontology annotation, biological process: signal transduction; synaptic transmission, GABAergic; monoatomic ion transmembrane transport. The transcript has 10 exons. The coding region runs from base 725 to 2110 and encodes 461 amino acids. Gene Ontology annotation, molecular function: inhibitory extracellular ligand-gated monoatomic ion channel activity; GABA-gated chloride ion channel activity; benzodiazepine receptor activity. Gene Ontology annotation, cellular component: neuron projection; GABA-A receptor complex; postsynapse. NCBI's taxonomy places the organism in Eukaryota, Metazoa, Chordata, Actinopteri, Spariformes, Sparidae.